Manduca sexta (tobacco hornworm) is the source of this 1537-nucleotide messenger RNA. It is a transcript of the gene pths, whose product is annotated as probable ATP-dependent RNA helicase DDX47. The record is from RefSeq and is a predicted model, not a curated record. Gene Ontology annotation, molecular function: ATP binding; RNA helicase activity; nucleic acid binding. The coding region runs from base 110 to 1519 and encodes 469 amino acids. Lineage: Eukaryota; Metazoa; Arthropoda; Insecta; Lepidoptera; Sphingidae. The transcript has 8 exons.
GUCAUUUUGUCAACACAACAAAAAAAUAUAUAUUUUGACAUUUCGUAUCCACGUUUUCGUCGGGGUAGUGUAUAUUUUAUUCUUUUUCGUCUAAGUUCUUAGGUUUACGAUGACUGCCGACGAAGAGAGCAGUGAUAAUGAAAGCCACACCGAGGAAGAGAAACCACAGGAGGAUACCGUUAAUGAGGAUAAUGAAGACGACAACGUGACUUUCAAAGACUUGGGGGUAGUAGAUGUACUGUGCGAGGCAUGUGAAGAAUUAAAAUGGAAGAAACCAUCGAAAAUCCAGAAGGAGUCUAUACCGGUAGCUCUGCAGGGGAAGGACAUCAUAGGCCUUGCGGAGACAGGGUCGGGCAAGACUGGCGCGUUUGCACUGCCCAUACUACAGGCCCUGCUUGAAAACCCGCAGAGAUACUUCGCGCUCAUACUGACACCUACAAGAGAAUUGGCAUUCCAGAUUUCAGAACAGUUUGAGGCACUCGGUGCCAGCAUAGGAGUGAAAUGUGCAGUAAUAGUGGGUGGCAUGGACAUGGUGGCGCAGGCACUCACACUAUCCAAGAAGCCCCACAUCAUCAUAGCCACACCAGGCAGGCUCGUGGAUCACCUGGAAAACACCAAGGGAUUCAACUUAAAAGCUCUGAAGUAUCUUGUAAUGGACGAAGCAGAUCGCAUCCUCAACAUGGACUUUGAAGUGGAAGUGGAUAAGAUCCUGCGCGUGAUCCCGCGCGAGCGCCGCACAUAUUUGUUUUCGGCCACAAUGACCAAAAAGGUUCAGAAGUUGCAACGAGCCUCGCUCCAGGAUCCAGUCAAGGUGGAGGUGUCCACCAAAUAUCAAACUGUUGAGAAGCUGUUGCAGUACUAUAUCUUCAUACCUGUUAAAUAUAAAGAUGUAUACCUUGUCCACAUCCUGAAUGAGAUGGCAGGCAACACAUUCAUAGUGUUUGUGGCAACAUGCGCGGGCGCACUCCGGUGCGCGCUGCUCCUGCGCAACCUAGGUCUAUCGGCGGUACCGCUGCACGGGCAGAUGUCGCAGAACAAGCGCCUCGCCGCGCUCAACAAGUUCAAGAACAAGAGUCGCUCUGUCCUGAUUUGUACCGAUGUCGCUUCCAGAGGUCUAGACAUUCCUCACGUGGACGUGGUGAUAAACCUAGACAUCCCGCUGCACAGUAAGGACUACAUCCAUCGCGUGGGACGAACUGCGCGCGCUGGACGAGCCGGGAAAGCUAUCACUUUUGUGUCACAGUAUGACGUGGAGCUGUACCAGCGCAUAGAGCAGUUAAUCGGCAAACAACUGCCGCUGUACAAGACGGAGGAAAGUGAGGUCAUGGUGCUGCAGGAGAGGGUCGCAGAGGCACAACGACUCACUAAAAUUGAAAUGAAAGAGUUAGAAGACAAAAAGAGUAUGAAAGGCAAGAAACGCGGCGCAGACUCCGACGACGACACCGAGGAGGCCGCCGGCGUGCGACGCAGGAUCAAGGGCAAGCCCGGCAAGCAUGGCGGAAAGAAGAAGAAACGAUGAAUACACUUUAUAGCUAAU